Sporothrix brasiliensis 5110 is the source of this 696-nucleotide messenger RNA. RefSeq lists its product as uncharacterized. The transcript is spliced from 2 exons. NCBI's taxonomy places the organism in Eukaryota, Fungi, Ascomycota, Sordariomycetes, Ophiostomatales, Ophiostomataceae. The coding region runs from base 1 to 696 and encodes 231 amino acids. The record is from RefSeq and is a predicted model, not a curated record.
AUGGACAGCUCGGCUUUUGCCUUUGUACAGGGCUACCUCCCCGACUCGGUCUCGGACCUCCUUCAAGAGUACGCACUCCGCGACGGCGCACCGCUCCAGCUCUUUUCCGCGGCCCUCGCGCAGCAAGCCGCCCGCGCCGCCGACGCCGUCAGCCCCUACACCGCGCCGCUGACCGCCCGCGCCACCUCGUCCUUUGCCACCAUGGUCACGCCGGUGCUCGACCGCAUCGCCCGCGCCGCGUACAAUGCGCCCGACAUGGUUGUGCUGCUGCUCGUUGUUGUCAUGGCGGUCCUCGCCAUCCAGGUCCUGUCGCUCCUGCGCCGUCUUGUCGCGUGGUGGACGCACCUGCUGUUCCGCCUCUUGUUCUGGUCGGGCGUCGUGCUGGUGCUGGCGGCCGUGUGGCAGCGCGGCCCCUUGCAGUCGGCACAGGACGCAGCCGCGAUUGCGGGACGCUUGUAUGGCUACGCGUCCUUUGUGGGCGACAUCUGGCGGGCCGAGUACAACAAGUACCAGCAGCAGCAGGUGCAGGCGCAGGCCGCCAACGGCGGCAGCGGCGGCAGCGGUGCUGCGGCCGCCUCUGCUGCCUCUGCGUCGGCACACGCAGCAUCCAUUGCAGCAGCAGCUGCCGCGCGGCGGAUAUACAAGCAUGAUCCGCGUGGUGCAGCCGGCACAGGGCGGCCGUACACGCGGACAUGA